Anopheles maculipalpis is the source of this 648-nucleotide messenger RNA. RefSeq lists its product as uncharacterized. Bases 1 to 648 code for a protein of 215 amino acids. NCBI's taxonomy places the organism in Eukaryota, Metazoa, Arthropoda, Insecta, Diptera, Culicidae. The record is from RefSeq and is a predicted model, not a curated record. The transcript has a single exon.
AUGAUCGACCACGCCUACCAUAUGCCCGUUAGUUCAACUUAUUUGCGCGAUGCGGAAGUAUCAGACACUGAUGGACCGAUUUUUGAUGCGGAAGGACAAGAGACUUCGGACGACGAAGUGUAUAUCAUGGAAGUGAUAAAUUGGAAUGAGGAAGUAGAACUCAGUCAGCAAGAGGAUUUGAAUGCAUGGGAUGGCGCUCUGGUAGCAGAAAACGGAGAUGAAGAUGUGAGUUCCGGAGGUGAAUGGAGUGUUAACGUGUUAAGGCGCAAUCGAGAUUGGAACGAUACGGAGAGUGAAGAAUCGGAACAGAGCGAACAUAUAACAGGAAACGAUAGCGCAGCAAUGGUGGAAGUUGAUUGGAACGUUGAGGUAUUAGAUACGGAAACAGACUGGAAUGAAGAUAUCGCAUGCUGUGAUCCGGUGAGCGAAGCGGCACCAUCACCAGCAUCAAAUGAUUGGAAUGUGGAGGUUCUAGAACAGCCUGUCGAAUAUGAUUGGUCAACCGAUUUGGAUGAUACGGACGAUGAGAGAACGUUUCAAUGCAGUCUUUGCGAAAAACAGUACCUAAACAAGAGUAGCUUAACGAAGCAUAUGUUUUUGGUGCAUAAUAAGCGGCUUAGCCCGUGCAGGAAUAGCUAUAUCAGUUGA